CGCACAACUGUUGAUGAUGCUGCCUUCCACAAGCUGUUUCAUGCAUUUGCACAGCUGCGCUAUACCCCUUGUUUAUGCCCAUGCUAUUGACUAAAGGGCAGAGCAUGUUUCAAGGGUUUGCGACACACCCCAAAGGAUACAAAUCAGAACGACGCAAAUCGCCUCCGCCAGGGCCGACCCCGAGCGCCUAGAACGUUUCGCUCAUUAUUACCUACCGUGGCCAAGUCCGGCUCGGCUCUCCCGUGUUGGAUUCAGUCGCAACGUUAAGCUGCAAGAGAGCACAACACGCAGCACGCAACAAACUGGGCCAACAAUUCGGUGGAAAAUUCUCUGUGUGUGUGCGUGUGUGUGUGUGUGUGUGUGCAGCUAAAUUGUGUGUAUGCAAAUACAUAUUUUGCAAUAUUUGGCAAUUGCUGUUUGUUUGUGAAGAAUUAGUGUUAGUUGCAACGGUUUGUGGCACAAUUGUCGAGUGCAUCACGUGGCAGUCGCUGCGUUCAACGUGCGACAAAUCGAUAGUGCGCACUUUUCACGCACUUGGCCGUGAGUGAGUGAGUCGGAGCCAAGUGUUGAAUCUGUCGCGAGUUCCUUCAAGUCUACCUAGCUAAAAACUCCAAUUCUUGCAUCAUAUAUACACCUGAAUAUAGAACAAUUUAAACUUCUGAUGUACCUGGCAAAAUGUCAAAGUUGAUGCGAGUUGAAGAAAUUAUUCCGCCCGAGCAAACGGCAUUUGAACGAAAUGUGGCCAAAAUUAAGAGCGCAAGCGCUGGCUCUGUGAAGCACCUUAAACGCCCACUGGCACGCCCACUUGUGGCUUGCUCGAGCAGGCAGUAGAGCAUUUGGUCACAAGCACAAUCAACCUGGAGGGCAUACUGAAAACGAAGGCAGGCAGCAGGGAGAGCAUUGCUUUUCAGGCCGUCGGCUCGGGCAUUGAGGAGAGGGACGUGACGGACGCAGCGGAUCUGGAAUCGAUUGAGACGGCCGCAACGGAGCUUAUUGGCGACAUCAACGACGAUUCGAAUCGUAUCUUGAACGUGACGAAGCGUCCAAGCCGACGCCGGAGACCAUCCGUGAGGCAGUGCGGCCGUCGCUGGACCAGAAUGAACUUUCGCAAUGUUUACAGAGCGCUGCGUAUACGUUGGAGUCAUGAUGAGGAUGACGUUCCGCACUUCAAUGGUUACGAGGCGAAUGACUCGGAAAAACGCGUCAUUACGCUGAACGCGCCACAGCCCACAAAAUAUUGCAAUAACCGUAUAUCCACGGCUAAAUAUAAUGUCCUCACCUUUAUACCGUCGUUCCUCUUUGAGCAAUUCCGACGAUAUUCCAAUAUAUUUUUCUUACUAAUUGCAUUAUUACAACAAAUUCCGGAUGUGUCGCCAACGGGUCGCUACACCACAUUGGUGCCACUCCUCUUUAUACUCUCUGUAAGCGCCAUAAAGGAAAUCAUCGAGGAUUUGAAACGACAUCGCGCAGAUAAUGAAAUCAAUCAUCGAUUGAUUGAACGCUUAGAAAAUGACACUUGGACCACGGUGCGCUGGUCCGAGCUGACAGUUGGGGAUAUUAUCAAGGUGGUCAUCGAUACAUUCUUUCCUGCCGAUUUAAUAUUGUUGUCGUCAAGCGAGCCGCAGGCCAUGUGUUUCAUUGAAACGGCAAAUUUGGAUGGCGAGACGAACUUGAAGAUUCGACAGGGUUUGCCGUCGACAGCCAAAUUACUGGAAACAAAAGACUUGUUGCAAUUGGAGGGCAAGCUCGAAUGUGAAUUGCCGAACCGGCUAUUGUACGAGUUUAAUGGCGUGCUGAAGGAGUAUGGUAAACCUGCCUGUUCACUUGGCAGCGAUCAGGUGCUACAGCGUGGCGCUAUGUUAAGGAAUACGGCCUGGAUAUUUGGCAUUGUCGUUUAUUCGGGACACGAAACAAAGCUGAUGAAGAACUCGACCUCGGCGCCACUUAAGCGAUCCACUGUCGACAAACUGACCAACACACAGAUCCUGAUGUUGUUCAUGAUACUGAUCUCUCUCUGCAUAACGAGCGGGCUGUGCAAUUUGUUUUGGACGCAAAAACAUUCCCAAACGGACUGGUAUUUGGCCAUUGGAGACUUUAAGAGCAUGAGCCUCGGCUAUAAUCUGCUGACGUUCUUCAUUCUGUACAACAAUCUGAUACCCAUAUCGCUGCAGGUCACCCUCGAAUUGGUGCGUUUUCUACAGGCAAUCUUCAUUAACUAUGACAUUGAGAUGUAUCACGAAGAGUCCAAUAUGCCGGCCAGUGCGCGCACCUCCAAUCUCAACGAAGAGCUUGGCCUGAUUAAGUAUAUCUUCUCGGACAAAACGGGCACGCUGACACGGAACGUGAUGGUGUUCAAGAAGUGCUCCAUAGCGAGGCGCAUUUAUCAGCCCGAACGCACGCCCGAGGAAUCGGACUUGGUGCAGAAUAUACUUAGGAGGCAGAACUCCUACAAGGACAUUGAGGACUUUCUAGUGCUGUUGUCCGUGUGCCAUACGGUGAUACCGGAGAAAAAGGAAGAUGGCACCAUUAUCUACCAUGCCGCCAGUCCCGAUGAGCGUGCUCUGGUCGAUGGUGCACGCAAGUUUGGCUACAUUUUCGACACACGCACGCCUGACUAUGUGGAGAUAAAUGCAUUGGGGAAGCGUAUGCGCUUCCAGGUACUAAAUGUACUCGAAUUUACGUCGACACGGAAACGGAUGUCGGUCAUUGUGCGAACGCCAGAGGGUAAAAUAAAGCUAUUCACCAAGGGCGCCGAUUCAGUCAUAUACGAGCGUCUCGCGCCGCGAGAUCAGUCAUACCGGGAGACAACUUUGCAGCAUUUAGAGGAGUUCGCCUCCGAGGGCUUGCGCACGCUGUGCUUGGCCGUGGCCGACAUUGAUGAAGAAGUGUACCAGGAAUGGAACGAGACACACCACAAGGCGUCGAUAUCAUUGCAGUACCGCCACAGCAAGCUGGAAGAUUCCGCGAAUUUAAUCGAGACCAAUCUACGUCUGCUAGGCGCAACGGCAAUCGAGGACAAAUUACAGGAUGGCGUGCCAGAGACCAUAUCCGCCCUGCUCGAAGCGGGCAUAUACAUUUGGGUUUUGACCGGUGACAAGCAGGAAACGGCCAUCAACAUUGGUUACUCGUGCAAGCUGAUCACACACACCAUGGACAUUAUCAUACUCAACGAGGGCAGUCUGGACGCUACUCGUGAUGUCAUUCUGCGGCACAUUGGCGAGUUCAAGAGCACCUCGGCCAAGGAUGCGAAUGUGGCGCUCGUCAUCGAUGGCAAGACCCUUAAGUAUGCAUUGACCUGUGACAUGCGCGGCGAUUUCCAGGAGUUGUGCCUAAUUUGCCGCGUCGUCAUUUGCUGUCGCGUUUCGCCCAUCCAAAAGGCCGAGGUAGUCGAGAUGGUUACGCAAAGCACCAAGGCGGUUACCCUGGCCAUUGGCGACGGUGCCAACGAUGUGGCCAUGAUACAGAAGGCAAGCGUUGGCAUUGGCAUUUCGGGCGUGGAAGGUCUGCAGGCAUCCUGUGCCUCCGACUACUCGAUUGCCCAGUUUCGAUAUUUGCGUCGCUUGAUUCUCGUCCAUGGCGCCUGGAAUUAUGCACGCAUCAGCAAGCUGAUCCUCUAUAGUUUCUAUAAAAAUGUCUGCUUAUAUGUCAUUGAGCUCUGGUUCGCCCUCUAUUCGGGCUGGUCGGGCCAAAUUCUGUUUGAGCGCUGGACCAUUGGCCUGUAUAACGUUCUCUUCACCGCCAUGCCCCCAUUUGCAAUUGGCCUCUUUGAGAAGUUCUGCACGGCCGACACAAUGCUUAAGUAUCCGCUGCUGUAUAAACCCUCGCAGAAUGCCAAACUCUUCAAUGUGCGAGUCUUUUGGAUUUGGAUUUUCAAUGCUUUGCUGCACUCGGUCUUUCUCUUCUGGCUGCCACUGUUCGCAUUCCAGGAGGAAGCCAUUUGGGGGGAUGGCAAAACGAGUGACUAUCUGCUGCUGGGCAAUAUGGUCUACACGUAUGUUAUUGUAACUGUUUGCUUGAAAGCUGGCCUCAUCACUAGCUCCUGGACCUGGCUAACGCAUGCCGCCAUUUGGGGCUCCAUUCUGCUCUGGUUUGUGUUCGUUCUGAUAUAUAGCCACAUUUGGCCAGGAUUGAGCUUUGCCAGCAACUUUGCGGGCAUGGACACUCAACUGUUGUCGACGCCCGUCUUUUGGUUUGGUCUAGUGCUGGUGCCCAUCGCCAGCCUGUUGAUCGAUGUCAUCUGUAAGCUAAUACAUAAUACCGUUUUCAAGUCGCUCACCGAGGCUGUGCGUGAGUCGGAAAUACAGCGUCACGAUCCCUCACAGGUGAUGGAAGAGUCGCGCUCCUCGGACUUUCGUUUUAAGCACGGACGUAUGGAAAAUAUGUUGAAUCGCAGAAGAGCUUCAGACAGGAAGUCGUCGUCGCAUAUCGCGCCUCGUCACUUGCGCGUCGAAAACUGGGAUAUCGAUGAUGAUGAGCUGGAUAGCCGGGAACAGCAGCGGCAAUAUCAUCGCCGCAGUCACCGAUUGGCGGGUGGUUCCCAUCAUGUGGACAGCGUGGACAGUGGGACUCUGCAUAUGUAGCCAGGCUGUUGGAGCAGAAUCUAUAUAAUAAGUCAGGUGCUUGUAUUUGUACCAUAUAUAUUAACAGAGAAUCUAUUGUUUUGUGUCUUGAUAUAAAUAAAUUAUAUAUAAAUUAGGGCUCAUUUAAUAUAUUAUAUACAUAUUUAUUGUAUGUGCUCAGGGCGCACAAAGCCAUAUCCAUUCCAAGCAAAACUUGUAGUAUUCAAACUAGAAAUCUGCAUUAUUCAUAAAUGUACAGGUGUAACUCUUAAAAUUGAUCCAACUGUGAUACUGAUUGCUGUAGCAAAUGAAUUGUGUGCAAUUAUGAAAAUGUUUUAAACUUUAAAUAAGCUGAUUGUUCUACUAUUAAGCAUUCUUUUACUUAAAACUUAACAUGCCAACAAACAGUUGUUUCCUUUUCUACAAUGAACUAUACCAACGUCUAUAGUAUAUGUACAAAAACUUGUAUGGAAUCCAGUUAACAAGAACUAUAAUUUAAGAGAACGUUUCCUGUCUCAAUUGUUGUGCUUUUAUGUUAUUGUUAUUUUGUGACAUAUACAUAUAUAUUUAUAUAUAUAGUCAAUUAACUGAAUAAACAUAGUCACUAGCUUAAGCCAGUGUACAGCCCAUCCUCAAACCUUCCUGUAUACCCAAACAGUUCAAUUAAUACUUAAACUCAAAAUACACUGCGUUUUAAAAAGAG
This is a messenger RNA of Drosophila novamexicana, 5262 nucleotides long. RefSeq names its product probable phospholipid-transporting ATPase IA (gene ATP8A). Bases 1098 to 4580 code for a protein of 1160 amino acids. The transcript has 10 exons. Gene Ontology annotation, molecular function: ATP hydrolysis activity; ATP binding; ATPase-coupled intramembrane lipid carrier activity. Gene Ontology annotation, biological process: phospholipid translocation. Gene Ontology annotation, cellular component: plasma membrane. The record is from RefSeq and is a predicted model, not a curated record. Lineage: Eukaryota; Metazoa; Arthropoda; Insecta; Diptera; Drosophilidae.